Messenger RNA from Molossus molossus (Pallas's mastiff bat), 3510 nucleotides. RefSeq names its product THAP domain containing 12 (gene THAP12). Bases 299 to 2587 code for a protein of 762 amino acids. Lineage: Eukaryota; Metazoa; Chordata; Mammalia; Chiroptera; Molossidae. Gene Ontology annotation, molecular function: protein dimerization activity. The record is from RefSeq and is a predicted model, not a curated record. The transcript is spliced from 5 exons.
GCAUUGUGGGAAGGAGGCAGCAGCGUCCCGGGCGGGCGGGAGGUGCACCAGCGGCGGUGGCGGCGGUAAAUCCUCCCGGCCGCUCACAGCACUGUGGAGCCGCGUCCCCAGCUCGGCCUCGGACCGCGGCGCCCCUCCUGCCCCUCGCGGCUUCCCGCCCGCCCGCCCCUCCCCCCGGCGCGCCGGCCCUGCCGAGCCGGCGGGCCGGCCUGGCUCCCCUCCCCGGCCCCGACGGGCGGGCGGGCUGCCCUGAGGAGGCGGGGAGGGGAGCGCUGGGCCGGCCCGCGGGCGGGCGACGAUGCCGAACUUCUGCGCUGCCCCGAACUGCACGCGGAAGAGCACGCAGUCGGAUCUGGCCUUCUUCAGGUUCCCGCGGGAUCCGGCCAGAUGCCAGAAGUGGGUAGAAAACUGUAGAAGAGCAGACUUAGAAGACAAAACACCCGAUCAACUAAAUAAACAUUAUCGAUUAUGUGCUAAACACUUUGAGACCUCUAUGAUCUGUAGAACUAGUCCUUAUAGGACAGUUCUUCGAGAUAAUGCAAUACCAACAAUAUUUGAUCUUACCAGUCAUUUGAACAAUCCACAUAGUAGACACAGAAAACGAAUUAAAGAAUUGAGUGAAGAUGAAAUCAGGACACUGAAACAGAAAAAAAUUGAUGAAACUUCUGAACAGGAACAAAAACAUAAAGAAGUCAACAACAGCAAUGCUCAGAAUCCCAGUGCAGAAGAAGGAGGUGAAGAACAGGAUGAAGACAUUUUACCUUUAACCCUUGAAGAGAAGGAAAACAAAGAAUACUUAAAAUCUUUAUUUGAAAUUUUGAUUCUUAUGGGAAAACAAAACAUACCUCUGGAUGGACAUGAAGCUGACGAAAUCCCAGAAGGUCUCUUUACUCCUGAUAACUUUCAAGCGCUACUGGAAUGCCGGAUAAAUUCUGGUGAAGAAGUUCUGAGAAAGCGCUUUGAGACAACAGCAGUCAACACAUUGUUCUGUUCAAAAACACAACAGAAACAGAUGCUUGAGAUCUGUGAGAGCUGCAUUCGGGAAGAAACCCUCAGGGAAGUGAGAGACUCUCACUUCUUUUCGAUUAUCACUGAUGAUGUAGUGGACAUAGCAGGGGAAGAGCACUUGCCUGUGUUGGUGAGGUUUGUUGACGAAGCUCAUAACUUGAGAGAGGAAUUUGUGGGCUUCCUGCCUUAUGAAGCUGAUGCUGAAAUUUUGGCCAUGAAAUUUCACACUACGAUAACUGAGAAGUGGGGAUUAAACAUGGAGUAUUGUCGUGGCCAGGCUUAUAUUGUGUCCAGUGGCUUUUCUUCCAAAAUGAAAGUUGUUGCUUCUAGACUUUUAGAGAAAUACCCGCAAGCUGUCUACACACUCUGUUCUUCCUGUGCCUUAAAUAUGUGGUUGGCAAAAUCGGUGCCUGUUAUGGGAGUGUCUGUUGCAUUAGGAACAAUUGAGGAAGUUUAUUCUUUUUUCCAUCGAUCACCACAACUGCUUUUAGAGCUUGACAAUGUAAUUUCUGUCCUCUUUCAGAACAAUGAAGGAAGGGGUAAAGAAUUGAAGGAAAUUUGUCAUUCUCAGUGGACAGGCAGGCAUGAUGCUUUUGAAAUUUUAGUGGAUCUCCUACAAGCACUUGUUUUAUGUUUAGAUGGUAUAAAUAAUGACACAAAUAUUAGGUGGAAUAACUGUAUAGCGGGCCGAGCAUUUGUACUCUGUAGUGCAGUAACUGAUUUUGAUUUCAUUGUUACCAUUGUUGUUCUUAAAAAUGUUCUAUCUUUUACAAGAGCCUUUGGGAAAAAUCUCCAGGGGCAAACUUCUGAUGUCUUCUUUGCAGCCAGUAGCUUGACUGCAGUGUUGCAUUCACUAAAUGAAGUGAUGGAAAAUAUUGAAGUUUAUCAUGAAUUUUGGUUUGAGGAAGCCACCAAUUUGGCAACCAAACUUGAUAUUCAGAUGAAGCUCCCUGGGAAAUUCCGCAGAGCUCAGCAGGGGAACUUGGAAUCUCAGCUGACCUCUGAGAGUUACUAUAAAGAAGCUCUAAGUGUUCCAACAGUGGAACACAUCAUUCAGGAACUGAAAGAUAUAUUUUCAGAACAGCACCUCAAAGCUCUUAAAUGUUUAUCUCUGGUACCCUCUGUCAUGGGACAGCUCAAAUUUAAUACGUCAGAGGAGCACCAUGCUGACAUGUACAGAAGCGACCUACCCAAUCCUGACACACUCUCAGCUGAGCUGCACUGUUGGAGAAUCAAGUGGAAACACAGAGGGAAAGAUAUAGAGCUUCCAUCCACCAUUUAUGAAGCCCUCCACCUGCCAGACAUCAAGUUUUUUCCUAAUGUUUAUGCAUUGCUAAAGGUCCUAUGCAUUCUUCCUGUGAUGAAGAUUGAGAAUGAACGCUAUGAAAAUGGGCGAAAGCGUCUCAAAGCGUACCUGAGGAACACUUUGACAGACCAAAGGUCAAGUAACUUAGCUUUGCUUAACAUAAAUUUUGAUAUAAAACACGAUUUGGAUUUAAUGGUGGACACAUAUAUCAAGCUGUAUACAACUAAGUCAGAGCUUCCUACAGAUAAUUCUGAAACCAUCGAAAAUACCUGAGAGACUUUAAAAAUAGGUUUUCUUUUAUAUUUGAUAUCGAAAGAAAUCUAAGAAAUUUGAAAACAUACAAAAGCUAUAAGGUGUGUAGGCCACUUAAUCACUGAAUAUCUUUUGUACAUUAGCCAUUGAUAAUCUGCCUGUUUAAAUGGUCCCUGUUUGAACUCUCAUGCGUUGGAGAACUGACUCUUCUUCCAGAAGACAGCAUCGAAAGUGCCAUGUUGCACUUCUGUGUGAUCUCUGCUGAUGGCACUUUGGAAUUGUUUUAGUUAAGUCAUUUUUGACAUAACAUUUAUUAUCACUGUGGAUCCAGUUGUCGGGUAUUGGGUUAUCAGUUCUUUGAAGAAAUAAAUUUUGAGGAGGUGUGGAAGGAAGGAAUACAUUUUAUAAAAUCUUACAAUGAAGCUCACGACUAACCUUUGAAUAGCAAGUGUUUUAAGUAUGCUGUUAAAUAUCUGUAACGUACAGUUAAGGGAAUUACCAGACAGUGAAAGAAACGUGAGCUUGCCAAAUAAGGAUUUCAUUGUAGAUUUUCUCUUUAUCCAGUGAUCUUAAAGAAACAAGUUACAGUUAAAGAUUGAAUGGAAGAACCUGCCAUUGUUGUUCCACAUCUGGAUGUUGCUGUUUACAUUCCUUUGUUGAGCCGAUAUCUUCAUAAGCUUUUUGCAGGUAUAUGUCGAACACUUCUGUUUCAUGGUCAAGACAGGUUCAGAGGCCAUGGAUACUGACGACUGAUUUAUUCUGUCUUUUUCCAUGACUGUAUCUGCUGCCUCAUCUUGAAUUAUAAGCAAAACCUGGAAAACCUACAAAAAUGUGUUUUGUAGUUAUCUAGGAAUAAUACAGAAAAUAUUGCUGUUAUUUUUGGUGAAGAAAGUCAAUUUUGUAUAGUUUAUUUCAACGUAAAUAAAAUGUGAGUUUUGUUUAAA